UGUGAAGCAUGCCUUUGAGAAUAGAGAUGGCAGUCAAGCCUUGGAAUUUGAAGAAAUAGGAAAGAAAAUUGUGAAAAAGUGUGGAGGGCUGCCUUUGGCUGUGAAAACAGUUGCCGGUCUCUUACGUUCCAAAACAACCAGUGAAGAGUGGGAAGACAUUUUUAUGAGUGAAGACUGGUCUCUGACAAGUAAUCAAAUGAUACCACCAUUGAGCUACAAUGAUCCACCGGAAUGACGCAGGAACUCAAAGAUGUCAAUAGGCAACUGGACAUAACAUUUUGGUAUUUCAAUAACUCUCUCCAGCAACUGUCCAUAGCUGCUAGUGAAGAUGAUGUUAGUGCCUUAUAUAGAGUGAUUAGCAAUAAUCCAGACCUUUUGGAAUGCAUAGAUCAGAAACCAUUCAACAAUACACCAUUGCACAUUGCUGCAGAAACAGGGCGUACACGCUUUGCCCUUGAAAUCAUGAGUUUAAAGCCUUCUUUAGGGAGGGUUUUAAACCACGAUGGCUUUAGCCCUUUGGAUCUAGCUUUACGAAAUGGCCACAGAGAAACUGUGAGAAGGCUUGUAAGAUUUGCUCCAGAGCUGAUCCGUAUUCAGGGCAGAGAAAGAAUUACUCCUUUGCAUUAUGCUGCAGAAGUAGAGGAAAUUGAUUUUUUGGCUGAAUUUCUGAUGAAAUGUCCAGCAUCAAUCGAGGAUGUGACCUUAUGCUGCGAGACUGCUCUACACAUUGCCGUGAAAAAUGGAAAACUUAGAGCUUUUAAAGUGCUCUUUGGUUGGCUAAAGCGAACUAAUAAUAGGAGAGAAAUAUUGAACUGGGGGGAUGAAGAUGGCAAUACAGUGUUGCAUGUCGCAGCAUCGACAAAUCAAACUGAGGUUGCCAAAUUGCUGGUUAAAUAUGUCAAUGUUAACGCAAAGAACCAUGAAGGCCUGACAGCCCUUGAUAUAUCCAACACUAAACCUCCAAUCCAAGUGAACGCAAGGAUGAAGAAGAUUUUACUUAGGGCAGGAGCUUCAAAAGCUUCACGGCUUCAUCAACUUCCCACUUUAGCAGAAAUGUUGGGGUCACCAGAGGCACUGAUUGAGAAAAUAUUUCAAUUCAAUGCAUAUUUGGACGAAGGCUUAUCAGGUGAAAUGCGCAAUUCCAUGUUGGCUGCGGCAAUACUAAUAGCCACGUCAGCAUAUCAAUCAGUCCUCAGCCCUCCAGGAGGAGUCCACCAAGGUGACACCAACACCUCAAAUCAACCAGCGGUGGAGCCUGGAGAAGUGGUGAUGCGAGCCACUAAGUUUUAUCCAUUCUUGUUGGGGAAUUCAUUGGCAUUUGGUGCUUCAUUGGGCAUUGUCUUUUUGCUGCUACCAACAACUGGUUACGGUGUGCUGCACAUUUCUUUGGUCCUUCUGAUGCUAGGAUACAUCGACUCUGCACUAACAAUAUCACCUGCAACUCCAACUGCGGUGUGCUUCGUGUUUGCGGGCUUCCUGUUGUUCACUUUGAUUGUGGCCGUCAGGAUGGUGUGGAAACUAUUGCAGAGAUUUCCAUCAGCUUCUUGGGAGACUAUUGGUAGCGUCUACUUUCCCAACCGGGAUUAACUCCACUUUGCACCCCCAGAUUUGUACCACUUUAAUAUGCAUAUUUGUCUGUAUUUGAUGGCGACAACGACGGAGCAGGAUUUUUCUCCGCCUGGAGGGG
Messenger RNA from Coffea arabica (coffee), 1687 nucleotides. RefSeq names its product ankyrin repeat-containing protein BDA1-like. Gene Ontology annotation, molecular function: protein binding. Lineage: Eukaryota; Viridiplantae; Streptophyta; Magnoliopsida; Gentianales; Rubiaceae. The record is from RefSeq and is a predicted model, not a curated record.